GAAACCCCAUCCGGGUCGUUGUGAUGGACGCCCCCAUGACACACAUCAACAUGAAAUAUUUAUCAUAUUUAUUUUAGGUUUCUACGGUAUAUGUAGUUCUCUGACAGACAGAAAUGGGAACCCCAGUAAAAGAUGUGACAAUACCAGACAGUGCCCUGAGGUCCCUCAUUCUACAGAAACAUUGUGAUUAUAUAGCUUCAUAUGGGACUAAGAAAGAUGAUUAUGAGUAUUGUAUCACAGAGUAUCUACGUAUGAGUGGGAUGUACUGGGGACUAACAGUUAUGGAUAUGAUGGGACAACUGGACAGAAUGAACAAAGAUGAAGUUAUACAAUUUAUACAGCAAUGUCAACAUGAGUGUGGGGGAAUUGGUGCCAGUGUGGGUCAUGACCCUCAUUUGCUCUAUACUCUGAGUGCUGUGCAGAUUUUGACCCUGUAUGAUGCUACAGAUACAAUAAAUGUAGACAAAGUCGUGGAUUAUGUAAAAAACUUACAGCAGGAUGAUGGUAGUUUCUAUGGUGAUAAAUGGGGGGAAGUUGACACCCGAUUUUCAUUUUGUGCUGUUGCCUGUUUAGCUUUAUUAAAAAGACUUGAUGCAAUAGACAUAGAACAUGCAGUAGAGUUUGUGUUGACCUGUAUGAACUUUGAUGGUGGGUUUGGCUGUAGACCAGGAAGUGAAUCUCAUUCAGGACAAAUUUAUUGUUGUGUUGGAAUGUUAGCUAUUGUAGGACAACUUCAUCAUAUAAAUGCAGAUUUAUUGGGUUGGUGGUUGUGUGAAAGACAGCUGCCCUCUGGUGGGCUGAAUGGUAGACCAGAGAAAUUACCAGAUGUUUGCUAUUCCUGGUGGGUUUUAGCCUCACUUAAAAUCAUAGGAAAAAUACACUGGAUUGAUAAGGCUAAACUAACAAAAUUUAUUCUGGCAUGUCAAGAUGAUGAGACUGGAGGGUUUGCAGACAGACCUGGAGAUAUGGUUGAUCCAUUCCAUACAUUAUUUGGCAUAGCUGGACUCUCACUUUUAGGAGAAGAUAAAAUAAAACCUGUCAACCCUGUGUUCUGUAUGCCUGAGGAAGUCAUAAGGGGGAAUGGAAUUCAGUUAGAACUUUUGUGAUAUUGAUUUUUAUAUACAGGGCUCCAGAAAUUUCAAACAGAACAUCUCUUUUCAGGAAGCAGAAUUGACAGUGAAUUGAGAAGUAAGGUUUACGAAAAUUUUGCGAAAUGUGUUAAUGCGAGUGAGGCUUACACUAGAGGAAAAGUAUAAUGGGAAAGCAAUAAAUUUAUUUGUGAUAUACUGUUCAUUCAAGAACAAUUUAUUACGCAAAUUUAAUGUCACAGUAAAUGUACAUGUAGUGCUGAAAGAGAGAUAACUCUUAAUUUUAUUUGAAAUAAUUGUAUAUGCAUGAAUAAAAAAUGUUAUCAUUAAUUUUUCUUUCUAAGUGCUUUAAAAUGCAAAUAAUACCAAGGGAACUUAAAAAUACACGUAUACUUGAAAAUAAUAAGCAUAGUUCAGUUGAAAUAUAGAUGGUUAAAUUUUAAAAUGCCUUUUUUGACCAAUUAUCUUUAAAUUAUGUCUUCACUUAAGCUUGUAUUUUUCUUUGAUAUAAUGUUUAAUUUUUGUUAUUCAAUUUUAUGUUGGAGAGACUUACUUACUAUCGAAGGCAAGUUUUUUAAGUCUUUUUGUUUUUUUCAGUAAUGCACAGUGUGCAGAUGUCACAGAAACCUAUUUGCUCUAGUAUGAUUUAAUUGUACAUGUACCAUUACACACAUAAUAGUGGAAUUUAGAUAUAAUCAUACAUUUCUGCCAUAUAUGUCUAAUAUAGAUAUGAAAAAGUUUUUGAAUGGAUACAUCAGUUGUAUGUAGGAUAUCAUUGAUAUGAAAGGACUUUAUUUAUUUUUCUUUAAUUUUUGUUGUUAUUAUUUUGAAAAUUUUGAAUUUCUGAAAGCAUUUGAAACCAUGAUAUUUUUUAUUAUUGUUAUUGUUAGAAUGUAGAAGUACAUUUUAUUGAUUAAUGUUUCACUCAAUACAUAUUGGUCAACUGAUGCUCAUACCUUCAUCUUUAUUAAUUGUUGUAUGCUUUACAUCCAAUGCCAUUACUUUCACAUAAAGUCUAUGUUUUGUGAUAUAGUACACAGUUUAUAAUCAAAGUGCAUACUCUCAGAACAAAUCUAUGGUGUGUGACGACUUUGGAAUUAUCAUUCACUACUUUGAUUAUGAACUGAUGAUGGCUGAUAACCUGAUUCAAUAAAACAACUGACAAAAAAUAUUUGAUGGCAAUGAAAAUUCAGAACAAUUUGAUAUUUUUCAUAAUCAGUAGACUAUAACUUUUUCUUGUUUUUAAAAUGUUAAAAACAUUAACAUCUACAUUACUAUUUUAUUUUGGUACUUUAAAUUUGAAAUCAAUAAAUGCAUUUUAUUAAUGCAAAUUAUAAAAUGCUGUCUGCAAUGUCUAAUUUAAUAAUUCAACUUAGACAAAUCUGUUAUCUAACCUUACAUAUUUAAAUUUCUCUUAAUUUAUAUAUGCUUUCAAGUAAAUUGUAAAAGUAUGUUAUAAAAGGUAGAAUGAAAGAUUUUCAUGUUAAUCAUCAAUUGCCAUUUUAUGUGGAUACAUCAUGGUAGUAAUAGAUGUAUUAAAUAUAAAUAAAAAUUAUUCUGUUA
Molecule: messenger RNA, 2651 nt
Organism: Mytilus californianus (California mussel)
Lineage: Eukaryota; Metazoa; Mollusca; Bivalvia; Mytilida; Mytilidae
Product: geranylgeranyl transferase type-2 subunit beta-like
Exons: 9
Coding region: 114-1106 (330 amino acids)
Biological process (GO): protein geranylgeranylation
Cellular component (GO): Rab-protein geranylgeranyltransferase complex
Molecular function (GO): Rab geranylgeranyltransferase activity
Source: RefSeq, a predicted model, not a curated record